AGUCCCCCGGGAAGGGGCGGCACCGGAGGGGCGCGCGGGGCUCCGGGCGCCAGGAACGACAGUUCAGCCUCCCGGGACCCGCCGCCCGGCCCCCGAGGGGCAGAGGGGGAGCUGCUGGGCAGGACGAGGCGGGGCAGAGCGGGGCGGGGCAGGACAGGGCGGCCGCCUCCGCGAGUCCUGACGGGCUCACCCCGGCCUGUCCCCGGCCUGUGACUGCGGCCGGCCGGGCGGGAGCCCGCGGGCCGGGGCUGCAUGGGUCUCCCGCGCGGCCCGCUCUGCUGGCUGCUGCUCGUGCUCGCGGCUGCCUGCUCGGGGCUCCUCUUCGCCCUGUACUCCUCGGCGGUGGAGCCGUACUCGGGGCCCCGGUCUGGAGCCAGGAGCACCACAUCACCUCGGGCAUUCUUUCCACCCAAGGCAUCGAAUUCUGGGACAAGAAAGAGCUGGCCCUGCCGACACUCAGUGUACCUGGCCAUUCAGCGGCACCCCCAUUUCCGGAGCCUGUUUAAUCUCUCCACUCCAGUGCUGUUGUGGGGGGGCCUCUUCACCCCAGAGCUCUGGGACAGCCUGAGUGAGCACAAAGCUCCCUACGGCUGGCAGGGGCUCUCGCACCAAGCUAUCGCCACCACCCUGAGCCUUCUGAGUGGCUCCGAGAGUGCGCAGCUAUUUCCCGCCUCCAGGGAGCCACCUCCAAACUGCAUUCGGUGUGCUGUGGUGGGCAAUGGGGGCAUUCUGAAUGGGUCCCGCCAGGGUGCAAAAAUCGAUGCCCAUGACUACGUGUUCAGACUCAAUGGUGCUGUGAUCAAAGGCUUCGAGCGCGAUGUGGGCACCAAGAUCUCCUUCUAUGGUUUCACUGUGAACACGAUGAAGAACUCCCUCAUCUCCUACAGGAGUCUGGGCUUCACCUCUGUGCCCCAAGGACAGGACCUACACUAUAUCUUCAUCCCCUCAGACAUCCGCGACUACAUGAUGCUGAGAUCGGCCAUUCUGGGUGUGCCUGUCCCUGAGGGCCCCGAUAAAGGGGACAGGCCUCACACCUAUUUUGGACCAGAAGCCUCUGCCAGUAAAUUCAAGCUACUACAUCCAGACUUCAUCAGCUACCUGACAGAGAGGUUUUUGAAAUCAAAAUUGAUUAACACAAAUUUUGGAGACCUAUAUAUGCCUAGUACUGGGGCUCUCAUGCUGCUGACAGCUUUGCAUACCUGUGACCAGGUCAGUGCCUAUGGCUUCAUCACAAGCAACUACCAGAAAUUUUCUGACCACUAUUUCGAACGAGAAAAGAAGCCAUUGAUAUUCUAUGCGAACCACGAUCUGUCCCUGGAAGCCGCCCUGUGGAGAGACCUGCACAAGGCAGGCAUCCUUUGGCUGUACCAACGCUGACCACAAAGCAUGGAGCCCUUUGCUUCUUGCAGAACUGUGGCCAGGUCCCCUCAAGUGGCCAAAAGCCUUUUUCUUGAUGUUUCAACCUUUGAAGGGGUUUCAACUCUCCUUGACCCUCCUCUUCUUCCCAACAGAGGGCACUGAGGUGGAUUUGUGACUGUCACUGAAGCCUGUUCAGUGAAGGACACCCUAUCUUAUCCUUGGUUCUUCCAAGAAAAUUCCUCUCUGGGUCUGAGAUAGACAUCCCAAUCUUGGCCAAGGGAAAAGACUGCUUUGCUGGAUUUGUUUUAAAACUGAAGAUAACACUCCCAAGGUGAGAUAGUGACCCUCAUCAGCAAGGGGCAAGCAUACCUCGAACUAAGCAGCUCGAAGCCAGCAGCCAGUACUGAGUGACUUCAGGAAUGUCAGCGGAUUGAUUCGGGGCCUAUCAGUUAACUAAGAUUAAUCAUCAGCACAGGCAAACAUAUGCUCCCCAGCCCAAACCCUCCCACUAUCAUGUCAAGCCCCACAACUGCCCAAUUGAGGACACCUCUUAAGAACCUUUCUGAGAUAACUUCCUUCUGCCCCAUGAUAAGGUGGGAGAACAAAAGGCAGAAUGUAAUUUGAGACUAGAUAAUUACAUAAGUGAUGGAUGACCA
Molecule: messenger RNA, 2015 nt
Organism: Cynocephalus volans (Philippine flying lemur)
Lineage: Eukaryota; Metazoa; Chordata; Mammalia; Dermoptera; Cynocephalidae
Gene: ST6GALNAC2
Product: ST6 N-acetylgalactosaminide alpha-2,6-sialyltransferase 2
Exons: 9
Coding region: 253-1377 (374 amino acids)
Biological process (GO): protein O-linked glycosylation
Molecular function (GO): alpha-N-acetylgalactosaminide alpha-2,6-sialyltransferase activity
Source: RefSeq, a predicted model, not a curated record